AUGACCCAAGCCCAGUGCGACGAGGAGACCCCCUUGCUGCAAAUUGAGCAAGGCAAGAGCCCGCGGAGUCCCCUUCCCUGGUUCCAGUUUUCCCUGGUGCUGUUCCUCCAGCUCGCCGAGCCGUUGACGUCCCAAGUCAUAUACCCAUUUGCGCCCCAGCUCAUAAGAGAUAUCGGCGUUACGAAUGGCGACGAGGCUAAGGUUGGAUAUUAUGUAGGAAUGAUGCAAUCUGUAUUCUUUGUCGCACAAGCGUUCACUGUACUCCACUGGAGUAGUCUCUCCGAUCGCAUUGGUCGCAAACCUGUGAUCCUCACAGGCUUGUUUGGAAUAUCACUUUCGAUGUAUUGCUUCGGUCUAUCGAGUACAUUCGUCGGACUGUUGCACUCGUACUCACGUUUCCUUAGUCGAGGUUUAUGUGGGGCAUUGAAUGGAAACAUUGGUGUCAUAAAAAGUAUGAUGGUGGAAAUGACAGACUCCACGAAUAUUUCGCUGGCUUAUGCUUACUUCCCUAUCGCAUGGUCGACUGGGGCGACGUUGGGUCCUAUGAUCGGUGGUUCCUUCUCCCAUCCAGUGGAACGCUUCCCAGAACUCUUCGGAGCAUCUGAAUUUCUCAAAAGCCACCCUUACUUCCUUCCUUGUGCAGUUCCUGCAACGUUUGCUGUCGUUGCAUGGCUAGUGACCCUCUUCCUCCUGAAGGAAACGGUCGCCGCCCCGACUCCUAUUUCACAUCUCCUUCCGUUUCGCAAACGAAGUCAAGCUGCCAUCGAUGCAAAGAAGAGCGUUCUGAUUUCUGGGGAUAACUCGGAAACAGAACCAGAACCAGACAAACCGACCUUCGCUUCGCUACUCACGCGUCGGGUUGUCGUUGCCUCCGCGAACUAUGCGUGCCUCUCGCUCGUCGACAUUGCGUUCCGCGCUAUCCAGCCGCUGUUCUACUCAACCCCUGUUGAAAUGGGUGGCCUGGGUUUGCCUCCACAGAUCAUAGGCAACAUCCUCUCCGUCUUUGGCAUCCUCAAUGGUGUUAUCCAGGUGUUCUUCUUCGCUUACAUUAACGACCGAUGGGGCUCAAAGCGCGUUUUCCUCGUUGGCCUCGCUUCUGCCAUCCCUCUAUUCUUAUCAUUCCCAUUACUCAAUGUCCUGGCAAGAUCCCAAGGCACCAGUCUUCUUGUAUGGGCUGUCGUUGGGAUGCAGAUAACCAUAUCUGUCUUCAUGAGCAUGUCAUACGGCGCUAUUUUCAUCUACAUCUCAGCUUCUGCACCUAGCCGAUCUAUGCUUGGAGCCACGAACGGACUUGCGCAAACGACGGUCAGCAUCAUGCGAGCCAUUGGCCCGGCCACUGCCAACUCCUUGUUCUCGCUGUCGAUAGAAAAGCAGUAUCUCGGGGGAUGGAUGGUGUACUAUUCGCUUCUUUGCGUUGUUGGGACGUCGAUCUUUGUGGGUUCAUUGCUGCCGAGGCAGAUCUGGACGAUGCCUUCAUGA
This is a messenger RNA of Pleurotus ostreatus (oyster mushroom), 1479 nucleotides long. RefSeq lists its product as uncharacterized. NCBI's taxonomy places the organism in Eukaryota, Fungi, Basidiomycota, Agaricomycetes, Agaricales, Pleurotaceae. The record is from RefSeq and is a predicted model, not a curated record. The transcript is spliced from 9 exons. Gene Ontology annotation, molecular function: transmembrane transporter activity. Gene Ontology annotation, biological process: transmembrane transport. Bases 1 to 1479 code for a protein of 492 amino acids.